UGUACCAUCAAGCAAAAAAUCAUAGUUUGCGUAUCAUAGCUCAAAAACAAAUAAUGAGGUCAUUUAUGCUUGUAAUAAUUUCAAGCCUAUUGUUCAAACAAAUGAGCAUUAUUCUUGCAGAUGUUGGUACUGCUUCUUCUUAUGGUCCUCCAUAUAUACCUACAGCUUGUGAUGGGAAUAGGAGACAGCAGUUUCCACCAGGAAAUAUAUUUGUGGCAGUGAAUGAAGGGUUGUGGGAUAACGGGGCAGCAUGUGGAAGGAGAUACAGAGUAAGGUGUGUGAGUGGAAUCAACAAGCCAUGCAAAGGUGGUAGCAGUAUUGAUGUUAAAGUUGUUGAUUCUAUUACUUGUACAAAAUCCUCAUGCCCCCACACUUUCCACAUGUCAACUGAAGCAUUUGCAGCUAUCUCACGUUUCCCUAAUGCAAAUAUCAAUGUUGAAUACAUUCAGAUAUGAUAUUCCAUCGAGUGGUCAUUGCUGAAUUUUGUAGAAAUUACUGCAAAGGUCAUUAAUGUGUAACACAAAUAUAUGGAAAUGAUUGAAUUAAUACACGAUAUAUAAAUAUAGAGCUUGUAGUAUAUACAUUGUUGUUGUUUAAUAGUGAGAAAGAUUUUGCUUCUCCUAGUAGAAGCUUUAUGUAAAACAUCCAUGCAUUGCCUAUGGCAAAUUAGCAAUAAUUAACAACAGUUGUUACAAUA
Messenger RNA from Medicago truncatula (barrel medic), 697 nucleotides. RefSeq names its product EG45-like domain containing protein. The record is from RefSeq and is a predicted model, not a curated record. The transcript has 3 exons. Lineage: Eukaryota; Viridiplantae; Streptophyta; Magnoliopsida; Fabales; Fabaceae. Bases 54 to 455 code for a protein of 133 amino acids.